This is a messenger RNA of Mycotypha africana, 594 nucleotides long. RefSeq lists its product as uncharacterized. The coding region runs from base 1 to 594 and encodes 197 amino acids. The record is from RefSeq and is a predicted model, not a curated record. Lineage: Eukaryota; Fungi; Mucoromycota; Mucoromycetes; Mucorales; Mycotyphaceae. The transcript has 3 exons.
AUGUUAAUGCUUCAAAGACCACCAUUACCAUUGUCAAUACCAUCUGGUCUGUCUAGAAAAGACCUGGCCCUCACAGGAGAAAUCGUCGUAUCGAAGACGGUACUGUCGGCUCCUCGGAGUAGGCAGCUUUUAGAAGGUUACUUGUUCAGUUUUUUCCUAGAGCUUCUUUGUCAGUGUCUGACAGACGUGUUCAGACUUUGCUUGGGACAAUCUCGUGAAGCCCCAGUUGUUUUGUUCAAACACGGCUUGAAAAUUGUAAUUGUCUGGUUGAAAUUCGAUUAUGCCUAUGAGAUAAUAUUGAGCUGUUCGGAAGCAUUCCCAACAUGGUCACAUUGUUCAGUGCUUGUAAUUGACGCGAUAUAUCUUCGCCAAAUUCCUUCCUGCGUGGUUUUAACAUCGCUGGAGGAUAUUUAUCACUGUUCCAGUGACGACGUCGGAAAGCUGAUCGAAAAUACGUGUCGUCGUAUUAACGGUGAGGUUUUCGAUUAUUUUUGUCAGUUCUUCGAUACUCAAUUUAACUGUAUUUGUUGGGAGAGAGUGAUUGUUUUGUGUAUGUUCCAUUUCUUGGUUGGAUUCGAAGGAGUUUCUGGCUGA